GAUCUCCGUCAGCAUCAGCAGCGCGGAGCGUUGUGUGGCGUCAUAAGCAGCAGGGGUGGUCCGACGAUGAGUCCGCCGCUAUCGCCGGCGGCCCUGUCGGCUUCGGCGGAGCGCGCCAUGCAGAAGUACUACGGGUUCAGGGAGCUCAAGAAGUUCCAGCGUGACGCCGUGCUGGCGUGCUAUCGCAGGCAGCACUGCUUCAUCAUUAAACACACGGGAGCCGGUGAGGCAGGCGAGGCCCAUGUGGCGGGCGGAUGGAUCUGUGUGGGUGUUUGUUCAUUCUGAUAGAUGAGUCGAUUAUGUAUGUUGGUGUCUGUGGUGCAGGCAAGAGUCUGUGCUACCAGCUUCCCUCUUUGAUGGACAAGGCCAGCGGUAGGUUUGUGCUGGUGAUAUCGCCGCUGAUAUCGCUCAUGCAGGACCAAGUGCACGCGCUGAUGCAAAGACAGGUGAGGCACACGCACACAUCAAAGACUGGCAUUUCAAUCACUCGAGUGUUGUGUGUGUGUGUGUGUGUGUGUGUGGGUGUGGGUGGGUGUGUGGGUGUGUGUCACAUUAACUACGUGCAGAUUGCCGCCGUGUUGCUAGGUUCAGCGAGUAGCUACACCUGGGGCGACGUGCUGGCGGGCCGCUACCGCCUGGUUUAUGUGUCGCCGGAGUAUGUGGAGAAGAUGGUCGACACGAUAGCUGCCUCCAAGGACAGAAUACUGCUCCUCGCCAUAGAUGAGGUCCGUACGGGCCUCUGAUGAUAUCUGAUGCUCUCAUUUCAUUGUCGUGUGUGUGUCCAUUGAUUUGAUUGCCUUGGCAGGUGCACUGUGUGAGUGAGUGGGGCCAUGACUUCCGGCCUCUCUAUCGCAAGCUGUACCUGCUCAAGUAUGUCAGAGACCAAACCAAUGAGUGACGCACUUGUGCGAAUGUAAUGUGUUGCGCAUAUACUGCGGCUAUGCACUUACUUUACUUGUGCAGGCGAGCGCUGAGCGGCGUCCCCGUCAUGGGCCUCACAGCCACAUGCACCAUGGAGGUCAGAGCAGGUCACGCCACGCCAUUGCGGGCAUCACACACCAUGUUUUCGCUUCUGGCAUCAGGUCCAGAGUGACGUGUUGCACCAGCUAGAUCUCAACAUCCGCGACGUCCUCGUCCUCCGCAGCACCAUCAACAGGUAUCAGCCCGCAGCGCAAGGCAACCACACACAAACGCCGUCAAGCCGCUUCUUGAUCCCUCCCUGCUGUGCUGUGCUGUGCUGUUUGGGGUGUGUAAAGGACGAAUCUGUACUAUGAGGUGCGUGAGAAGAAGGGCAUGCAGGACGACCUGGGCAAGCUCCUAGCCAUGCCAUCUGUCACACUCGUAAGUGACCCUUGUCGAAAGCCACCACACAAUGACUCAUCUGUCUCUGCUGUGCGUGUGUGUGUGCAGCCCCGUCCGCAGGCCAAGUCCCGUUCCGAGAAGACCAUCGACAAUGCCGCCAACACCCCUGAUCCGCUGCCGUUCGCGUCGACCCUCAUCUAUGUCCCCACCCAGAGGGACGCAGAGGAAGUCGCCUCGUCAGCCGACACACACUCACACACACACGACACAGACCCACACCCACACAGACACACCCACACCCACACAGACACACCCACACCCACACAGACACACACCCACACCCACACAGACACACACACCCACACACAUCCCACCCCAUGUGUGUGUCGCGUCAGGUUCUUGAGCGAUCGCGGCGUGCAGGCGGCCGCAUACCAUGCCGGUGAGUGAGUGAGGAGGUCACCUAGGCAAGCAAGGAGAGCUCAUGCCAUGCCAUGCGGCAGACAGGUGGUGUGGUGUGUGAAGCUGGGUUGGGCGUGUCGUCACCCCAUGUGUACUGGUUGUCAUGUCGUGCAGGCCUGCGGCCCGACAGGCGUUUGGGUGUGCAUGAGGACUUCCUGCAGGACAAGGUGCAGGUGGUGGUGGCCACCGUGGCCUACGGGAUGGGCAUCGACAAACCCGACAUCAGACGCGUGAUCCACUACGGCCUUCCUCGCACCCUCGAGGCGUAUGUCCAGCAGGCCGGCCGGGCAGGUAGGGACGGCGACCUGUCCGAGUGUUACCUCUUCUGGCGGGAUGGUGACGGCGCCACCGGCCGGGCACUCAUUCUCAACGAUGCCAGCACCGGCAAGAACACAGCCGAAUACACAAAACACCUGUAACUCACCCAGCCAGCCCACCAGACACAGACACACAGGGAGGGAGGGAGGGAGGGAGAGAGGCACUGAAUGCGGGGGGCGUCUUGGUGCGCCUUGGAUGAUGUGUCUUAGCCGCUCUGCCUGUUGUUGCCAUGAUGUGUGUCAGGAUGGGCUUGUUUGGCAAGGUGCUCGAGUACGCCAAGGCCGGCAGCUGCCGGAGGGACAUGCUCAUCACAUACUUCAGGGAACAACAAGAUUACUCACAAACCGCCGCAGCACAGGUGACGGACAGACACGAGGCUAUACGGACGGACGUUUUCCUCUCCUCUUUGCAUGUGCAUGUGUGUGUGUGUGUGUGUGUAUGUGUCAGGGUUCGUCUGACGACCCGCAGGCCACCAAGGGCAUCUGUAGGAAGUAGGCGGCCGGAGCAGAAACACACACACACUCCCGAACAUGCGCACAUCGAGGCAAUGUGCCGUCGAUCAGGUUGGCGGACGGAUCGGUGACAUGCAGCUUCUGCGACAUGUGCAGGCGGCGGGGGCGGGGGCGGUCGUCGGCACCAAACACACAAGUUGACAUCUCGUAAGCAGACAGACAGACGGCAUUGCAACACACACAGCCUGCCCUGCCUUGUCUGUCUGUCUGUCUGUCUGUCUGUCGACACACACAGGUCGGAGGCCCGCAUCCUGUUGGCCGGCGUGGCUGCCUGUGGCGGACGAUUCGGCAUCACCAGUAAACCGAAACACAUGCCAACAAGACGCCUCCUGCCCGCCUUGCCUUGUGUGUCAGUGCCGUGCAAAGUGGUGAGCGGGGCCGGUAGCACCGACGUCAAACAAAAAGGGCUGACCCAACUGCGGGAGUACGGCAGCGGUCGCGAUCGUCCCGUCAAAUUCUGGACGGAGCUCGGCCGGAUACUAAUCCGCGAAGGCCUGCUCACCGAGACGGUCGGUGGGACAGAUCAGGCCGCCGGUCCACACACAAACACACACGCUAGACUUCUCUCUCUCUCUCUCUCUCUGUGUCUUGUGUCAGGUAACGAGUUUCAGCAGCGCCCAGAGCUUCAUGUCCACCUACAUGGCGGUGUCGGUGUCGCCAGCGGGUCGUAGGUUCAUCGCCGACCGGGCCAAGACCCUCACCACCGACCAGGCCGAGCGCCUGUUCUCCUUCAUCAGGCUGUCGGGUGAGGGGGGCGGGGGCGGGGAGAGGGACGCCCCCCGUGUGGCGGUGUCGACGGCCGCCACGCUCAAGCGGCAUGAAGACGACUUGUACAUUGUGCUGAGGGACAUCCGCUCACGCGAGGGUCAGAGGCGGAAGAUCGCUCCAGUGCAGGUAGGGGUAGAUGCAUCGACACUCUCUCUGCCUCUGUGUGUUUCUCCAUUCGCUUUGUUCUGUUCUCGUCUGGUGUUGUGUUGUGUUGUCGUUUCUCACAGAUCCUGAGCAACGAGGUGAUGCGCAAGGCGGCUGGGCUGCGGCCGACGACCAUCCCGCAGCUGCGCAAGACCGUCGAAGGCAUCCCUGAGACCAUCGACCAGACCAUCCUGCAGGCCAUGACCACCGCCAUCGACAAAUUCUGCCGGGACCACUACCUCACACCAGACCUCAAUCCCCCGCCCCCACAGCCCCCGCCUUCACGGGCAGAUGCAGCCGACGGGCCAUCGACAUCGUCGCGGCAGCGGAGCGCCGCAUCCUCUCUGCCGAUGAAGAGGAAAAGUCAGUCAGGGAGAGGGGGAAAGAAGCAGGCGGGGUCAUUGACGCGUGUGUCCCUGUGUCUGUGUGCGUGCGUGUGUGUCAGGUAGCGACAGUCCCUCGUCUGCGGAUGAGUCAGGUGUGUGUGCAGAUCGUGCUGUCGAGCACAAGAGGGCAUCGAUAGGCGAGAGGAGUGAAAGGGCAGAGCGGCAGGAAGCGGACGAGGUGCGGCCGCGGCAGCUGAGGGCUCCCGUGUUUGACAAGGACGAGAAUAGCAACGCCGGCGAUGAAUUGCUCGACAUGCUCGCCUGACGACCAGUGGUCUGUCUGUCUGUCUGUGUGGUUGAUAGAUCUGUCUGUCUGUAUAGGACGGGCCACUGCUGCAGUGCAGACGUGUGUGUAAGUGAAUGUGCAUGUGUUGUGUUGCGAUUGCUGUCGUGGUGUUGGGGUUGUUGUAGAAACAUAUCCUGCCUCUCCUGCCUCUCCUUACUAGGUCCGCGAUUCCGUCACGAAGGCCUUGUUGUCUCAUGAGACGAACAAGGCCUUCGUGGACGAGUUGCUGGCCUAAAAGACCCCCAGGAAAAAAGGAAAUCGAUGCAAACUAGAUGGACGUGACCAGUUACAUGUUUCUUGCGCGUGUGUGUGAGUGCCUUCAUGCAUUGGGG
Messenger RNA from Vitrella brassicaformis, 4507 nucleotides. NCBI's taxonomy places the organism in Eukaryota, Vitrellaceae. The record is from the annotation of a GenBank genome assembly.